Molecule: messenger RNA, 1516 nt
Organism: Numida meleagris (helmeted guineafowl)
Lineage: Eukaryota; Metazoa; Chordata; Aves; Galliformes; Numididae
Gene: GPR26
Product: G protein-coupled receptor 26
Exons: 3
Coding region: 466-1479 (337 amino acids)
Biological process (GO): adenylate cyclase-activating G protein-coupled receptor signaling pathway
Cellular component (GO): membrane
Molecular function (GO): G protein-coupled receptor activity
Source: RefSeq, a predicted model, not a curated record
UAAAAAGCAGGUUACAUUCAGCCUGGAAGGGAGUGAGGGUUGGAGGAGAGGGGAGGGGAGAGCAAGAGAGAGAGAAAGCGAGAGAGAAAGAGAGCGCAAUUUGCUCAGUGAAUUGCUUGCAAGCUUUGGGCUGAUAAUUAGGGAUCUCAGGGGUGCAAUUUCUCAGAAUAACCUGCUCGCCUUUGGAUGGACCGAAUGGAGACAGUGGUUCAGUCCUGCUGAUAUUUUUAAAGCCCUCCUCGCAGUUUGAUGGGCAUUCCCAGUGCUUUUGUGCACGUCUCGGAGAGCGUUGACGUGGAAAGGAGCAGCAAGGAGGGGGAGGUUGGAGAAAAAAAACUGCAGCUCUUCUAAAAAUACGGAGGGCAUGCGAGAGUGCGAGCAGGCUGGGAAGGAGGGCGAGGGGAGAGCACCUCGCACCAUGGUCCCUGGACACUCGGAGAUGUCCCUCCUGUGACUGGAUGCACCAUGAGCAUCUGGGAGGUGAUCCUGGCUUUCGUGGUGGUGGUGCUGAUGCUCGUGGCCCUGCUGGCCAACGUGCUGGUGCUGAUGUGCUUCUUGUACAGCGCCGACAUCCGCAAGCAGGUCCCGGGAUUGUUCAUCCUCAACCUCACCUUCUGCAACCUGUUGAUGACCGUCUCCAGCAUGCCCCUGACCUUGGCUGGGAUCAUUUACAAGAGGCAACCGGGAGGAGAUCAGAUCUGCCACGUUGUGGGCUUCCUGGAGACUUUCCUCACCACGAACUCCAUGUUGAGCAUGGCAGCGUUGAGCAUUGACAGGUGGAUUGCCGUGGUCUUCCCUCUAAGUUACCACUCCAAAAUGAGGUACAGAGAUGCUGCUCUCAUCCUGAGCUACACGUGGUUACACUCCGUGUCGUUCCCCAUAGUGGCAGCGUCUCUCUCCUGGGUGGGUUUCCAUCACCUCUAUGCCUCCUGCACCCUGUACAACAAGAGACCAGAGGAUAGGACACAGUUUGUGAUUUUCACUGGGGUCUUUCACACCCUCAGCUUCCUCCUCUCCCUUGUAGUCCUGUGUUUCACUUAUCUCAAAGUGCUGAAGGUGGCACGGUUCCACUGUAAGCGGAUUGACGUGAUCACUAUGCAGACCCUGGUGCUGCUUGUGGACAUCCAUCCCAGCGUAAGAGAGCGUUGUCUAGAAGAGCAGAAGAGACGGAGGCAACGAGCAACAAAGAAAAUAAGUACUUUCAUUGGUACCUUUAUACUUUGUUUUGCACCUUAUGUUAUCACAAGACUUGUUGAAUUAUCCUCUGUGAUCCCCAUCAAUUCCCACUGGGGAAUUAUCUCCAAGUGCUUAGCUUACAGCAAAGUUGUUUCAGACCCUUUUGUGUACUCUUUGCUACGGAAUCAGUACAAGAAGACGUGGAAGGACAUCAUAAACAAGAUCCUCAAAAGGAGCUCCAUCAACUCCUCCGCCCUCACAAGCGAGUCACACAAUCGAAAUAUACUGCAGCUGAAUGAAUGAGGAGCCUUCCUUAUGGGUACGGGAUCUUCCAGAAGCG